UAUUAACCUUAAAUUCAAACAUUUAUCCAUUACUUGUCGGUCCAACGAGAUACCGUUUUUGGGUGUUUCGCUUUACGAGAUUACUGCUGCUUACUCAACGAAAGGGGGGAGGUUGUCAACACUCGAAUAAAUACCUGACACGAAAAAAUUCCGGCUUUCAAAUGCGUCUGUUAUUAUUUUUUUGUUGAAUUUUCGUGCGUAUGUACAGUGGAUGGUACGAGAAGCGAAUUGCUCAUUGUAUACAGCAAAUUCCAAUGACGCCGAGGACGACUAUUCUCAGCUUCACCGGGCAACGAGAGGCCUGCCGUGACGAGUCCUCCGGAUCUCCAUCGACGAGAAGCUUUGCAGCCCAACCUCCCACACCGUUCGAGUAAUUCAAAUAAUCGUGGGUUAUGGAAAAAGGGAAGACGAAGCAAUGGCCUCAGUAUCUCGCAGCGCUGACAGCCACCGUAUCGUUGGCUAUAACAGGCUGUCACAUAGGGUGGACCUCGCCCAGUUUGCCACUGUUGAAAAGAGAGGACUCGCAUUUGCCAGUGACGUCGAGCGAGGCCUCUUGGAUAGCGUCGUUCUUCCUUCUGGGUUGCAUACCCGGUUGCAUAUUGGCAGCUUUCGUGGUUGAUCGUUUCGGGAGAAAAAGCAGUUUGCUUAUCGCCGGCGCACCGCUGUUUUUCGGAUGGGUUCUCAUAAUCGUCGCGUGGAAUCCUUACAUCCUGUACGCGGCUCGUUUCAUCAGCGGCAUCGGCCAGGGCAUUGUGUACGUCGUGUGUCCGAUGUACAUCGGCGAAAUAGCUGACAAAAAUAUUCGAGGGGCCCUGGGUACUUGCAUCAAAUUGAUGGUGACGUUUGGGGAACUUUACGCCCACGCGAUCGGGCCGUUCGUCCCUUACGAGUGGCUGGCUUACUACUGCGCCAUUAUUCCAAUAAUAUUCUUCGUGUCGUUUGCCUGGAUGCCCGAAUCGCCGUAUUAUCUGCUGAUGAAGAACGACCAAGCGGGAGCUGCCAAGAGCCUCCGACGUCUCCGGCGUUACACGAAUCCUGAUGAGGUUCAAGAGGACAUGGAUCAGAUGGCUAAAUCGGUCCUCCGAGAUUUGGCGAACCGCGGUCAUUAUUGGGACCUUUUUGACACCCCGGGGAAUCGGCGGGCGGUCGUAAUCAGCUUUGGCCUGCAAUUGAUUCUCCAGUUCAGCGGUAUCGCCGCGAUCGAAUCUUACACGCAGGAGAUCAUGGAGGAAAGCGAUUCUGGCCUCUCGGCGGGGGUCGCCGUUAUUAUUUUGAGCGUUUUGCAACUGGCAGCCGGCCUGGGCGCGGCCGCCCUGGUCGAUCGGAUCGGACGCAGGCCGCUUCUUCUUUCAACGACUUUUCUCGCGGGCCUUGCUCUCACGACGAGUGCCCUCUUUUAUCUGAUGAAACUCCAUUUCGGUUACUCGAUGGAAGGCUUCGGAUGGGUCCUCGACACCUCGGUCAUGUUUUACGAGCUCAUCAUCGCUCUUGGCCUCAAUCCCUUGCCGUACAUGAUGCUCGGCGAAUUGUUUCCAACGAACGUCAAAGGCGUCGCGGUCUCAAUGGCCAACCUGUGGGCGGCCCUCCUCGCAUUCGUCGUCUCCAAAAUGCAUCAGGUUGUCACUGACACUUGUGGAAUUUACGCCGCCUUCGGAUGGUUCGCAUCGACCUGCUUCUUCGGAAUCGUAUUCAUAUACUUCGUCGUCCCCGAGACGAAUGGUAAAUCGCUGUUGGAGAUUCAGGAAGAGCUCAACUGCCGCCGGAAACAUCGAAAGAGCAAGGAAAAACGAGCCAACGAAACUUGCGGAGAAAUAUAUGUGAGCCACAUCUGCUGAAAGCAACGAUAAUAAUUGUCACUCCGAGAACUAUCACUUCGUUCCAAUCGAAAUCCGAUGCUAUUGAAAUCGAAUGAGAAUUUCACUGAAAACUCUCACGAAUCGAGCAACUUUUUCGACUUUUCGCGCAUCACUCGUUCCUAUCUAACGAGCUCUACAGUCUGAUAUUUCGUAGACUUUUUUUUACUCUGGCAUAUCUCCGAGGAUCCACCGCCGUGGAAAUUAAACGGUACGUUGAAAUUAUUAGGCUAGAGAGCGUUCAGCACGCAUUCCCUUCUUUUAAAAUACUUCGGCAUCAUUUAUCUUUUACAGCUUGACGAAUCAAUUCGAAUUUAAGGAGGCUCGAUCGCGAAAUCAAAAUAAUCAGAAUUUCAUCAAAUUUCGUGAUUACAUUCUUUGGCAUCGAGUAUACAAAUACAAUUUUUUUCAAAUUUUUUUACCACAUCGUUGUCGCAUAAUUGAGCGUUAACAUCCAAGUUCUUAUGCACGAGAUGUACAACUGUAUAUGUGUGUAAACUGUAUGCUUAUACGCGUGAACUUUAGUGUUCAAUUGCUCGAGAGCUAUAUGUGGUGGAAAAAUUUUAAAAAAUGUAUAUUUUUAGUUAUAUAUUUUUAAAGAACAGAUUUACCAAAUUUUAUGAAAUUCUCGUAAUUUUGAAAUUCUUAAUAUUUUUACCAUGGUUUAGCAUGGCAACAUUGUAUCGUCGUGAUCCACCCUCCUUAAUAUUUCCGCGUUACUCGACUCAAUAGUCUCUUUGAUCUGAUAGAUUUGCUGGAACUUUUUCAUCACCAGAUGCUAAAAUUUUUGUCUCCAGACUCGACAGCGUUUUGCUGUCAGACAUAUUUAGAAUAAGGAGUUUCAACGGCGAAGGCGAAUCGCGUCCGGUAUGCUUUUACUCGAGACUCGACUACUCCGAAUAUACGCUGUGCUUUCCCUGAAGUUGGUGACCCGUGUCAACCAUGUUUUUUAAUCUGAUGCGUUCUGUAAAAAUAUUAAUGGGCAUCUACCUUGAUAACGACCAUUCGAGUGCAUCAGUUAGCUUUUAUUUUAAAAUCGUUUCUAUAAUCGUUCCAACCACGCGUCGUGUGUUAAUUAUCGAGAGGUUUUUCGAACCCACGAAGCGUGAUAACAACACACAUGAACGAAGAAGAAAACUAUUUUUACGCGGUAAUUUUCAAGUUUAUCGCAUUCGGUCCGGAAUUGUAACUAUUCACUGAAUUCUUUCGCCCGGGGCUGUCGAUCCGAUACCAUUAACGUUAUUGCAGAUCGAUGAAAAAUCGAGCCUCCGGGCAGUUGCGAUGAGCUUGGCUUUUCGGACUUUGUCCUUAUCGGCGACUGUUGACUUUUCAUUUGAGAACGAACGAGGGGCGUGAAACCGGGGAGAAAUAUAAUUAACGUUAUUCGAUUUCGCAACGAUUGUAGAAACGAUUUUCAAAAGAACAAUUCGUUUUAAACAUCGGAUUGAAAAAGCGUCGAAUGCCCUUGAAAUCCGAGAGGAAAAAUGGUCGUUAAGCGGGACGCGUUUCGCCUGCGACGUAGCGUUUAAACGAGCGUUUAAAUCUUCUAGAUGAGUAAGUUGGAUCAUCUUUCAUGUCAAAAUAUCAUUGCACUCAAUUAAUCAAUUUGCCAAGAUCACAGUUCGCCAGUGCGUUCUGUAACGCGAAGCCUGACAACGUCGAGCGUCUGCGCGUGUAGAAACUUACGCGAAAUUUUCAUCAAAGAAUAUUUUACCGGGGGGAUUCGUGGUUCGCGGCUCCGCAAGCUCCACCCUGACGUCCUUGGAAUUAAUCGUCGUCAAUCGGCUUAUUAGGCGAGAGCGAUGUCUCCACGCUUCUCGUGUCGAGCACACUCGCGAAGGCGCCACGUUGUCGAUAAACGUCAUUCCGAAUAUCGUUCGGGCCCGUUGAACGAAUAAUUCAAUAAAGACACACUUGUCUCGUGUCUACGACAACAAACGAUUGUUGAAUCUUCGAAAGAAAAAAAAAAUAUAUAUAUCCACCCGCGCAUGUGGGCAUUCUCGCUGGCACGAAGGAUGAUCCGAGACCGAGCUCCGGACGAACGUUAAUUCGCUCAUUAUACGAGCUAGUGAAUAAGUUUUUUAGAUUCUAAUUCUUUCAUAGGCUAUAGAUCUAACAAGAUAGUUUUUUUUUUUUAUUAUUUUUCUUUUUUUUUCAAUUGGCCAGAAAGAAAGAAAGAAGAACAAGGUGAUCAAGUAUUUUCGGUUCGUAAACGAGACCGUUGUAAUAUACCGCUGCAAAUAGCACAGAUUCCCGUUGAGAGUGGCGCAAGAGCAAGGGCCCAAAAAAAAAAAAACAAACAAAAAGAUGAAAAAAAAAAAAGAGAUAAAAUCGUGCAGAGCAAUAUCGCAUGACCAUCUUCUAUUCCCUUUUAGGCAGGGUUAAAAAAAUACGACUGAGACUGAUAUUUAUAUUAAUCGUAAAGUAUUUAUUCGUCGCACCGGAGACAGGACGUUCGAGAGAUGAGUAGAGAAAUAUAUGCUUUCGAAAAUCCUCGAUACAACACUGAAGUCCGUCUUUGGUCGCGACUAGAAACAUCAUCAUCAUUUGAUAUUUCCCUUUGAGGCAGGGUGCAAAUCAACCACUGAUUAACGACUUUGACGAUUAUUUAUUACGUUGUCGAUCAGAAAGAAUGAGGUAUAUCGAGCCCUUUCGAUGCGUUAACUCUGCAUCAACGAAAGUAACGACGUCGAACGGGCGAUAUUUACGCUCGAGCUUACGGCCCCGAUGCAACAAGAGAUUUUAGGCGAGCACUGCAGCAUGACUAACUUAUUCGUUUCCCUUUUAGGCAGGGUGAAAUAUUGUGACGUUAUAGUAAUGCAUAAGUUCGCGUGUCUGAGAAUGAAGGACGAGAGAAAGAGAGAGAAAAAAAUACAACUGGCCCUUACAACAAUGUAAAAUUAAAUAUGCCAAUCUAUAAUAUGUAUCCCAUGCAUUAUUAUAUAUGUACGUGUUUAACGCCAAAUCUGAUUGCGAGACAAAAAGUUUUAGCUCCAAACGAAACUAAGAAAUCUCAGUAAGGUUGUUGUCCCUUUGUCUUGAGAAUCAGAUUUGGCCGGGGUACCGUAAACGUGUAACGAAAACGUGUAUUUCGCCGACGAGAUAUAUUUACAAAGCAGGAUUAAUGUGUUUUAACCGUGAAGGAUAUUAAUCUCAACGAUAUUAUCAAUGACGCCAGAUUCCGAAACGAAUGGAUUACGAGAGAAAAAAAGGAAGAUUAAUUGACUCGAGCUGAAUUUUUAGAUCGAAGAAUCGGAUUCCCCGAUCCAAAGAUUUCGUUGUACAAAAAUAGGUCGAAACUCGUCGAAAUACACGGUUUUAUAUUUUCUGUAAAUUCGUAAUUUACAAAUUGCAUGACUCUCUACAUGUCCCUUUUAGGCAGGGUUCGAGACAAAUGAAAUACGAAUUCAACGUGAUCUUAUUUCGUAACAGAUUUCUACCGUGUAGAAGUUUGCAAUAGUAUAAGGAAACGAAAAGAAGAAGAAGAAGAAAUCAAUUUUAAAAUGUUGAAGCAUUGUACUUCUUUAAUAAAGACGUUUGAACGAUAAAA
This is a messenger RNA of Venturia canescens, 5403 nucleotides long. Its product is annotated as facilitated trehalose transporter Tret1-like. Lineage: Eukaryota; Metazoa; Arthropoda; Insecta; Hymenoptera; Ichneumonidae. Gene Ontology annotation, biological process: carbohydrate transport; transmembrane transport. The record is from RefSeq and is a predicted model, not a curated record. Bases 393 to 1835 code for a protein of 480 amino acids. The transcript is spliced from 4 exons. Gene Ontology annotation, molecular function: sugar transmembrane transporter activity. Gene Ontology annotation, cellular component: membrane.